GGGCGAUACUAUUAGGAUUCAGGACCACGUCCUCCAUUUUUACCUGUGGUAUUGUGAAAGGCGGCCUGUUGGGCCCUCAAUUUCCAUGUCCAAUGGAUACAACCGACUGCUCUGCGGCUCGGUUGGCUCCAGCUUGGUCUCCCCAACCCUGACUUUCCGCACGACUUGUUGCCAAAUCGAGGUCUCCAUCAGCCAUAUCGUACGCUUGGAGAGGUAUCGAAUAGCAGACUCGAAAUGUUGUUGCGUUUCAGAGGCUGAAAAUGUGCCUGGGGCCCCCUCACUGCGCAAUGCACCUGAGGGUUCCUUGAGAACCGCGCAGAGCGCACCCAGCCGCUGGUUCCCAGGAUCAUAUCGAGCCUCAGAUCGUGGCCUACGGCGCAACUUGAGUAUUGGAAAGCACCCUUUCCACACCCACUCAGGGUCGUCGUUCAAGAACUCUACCAGAGAAUGUGGGCCUAUUCCAACUCUUCCCAAAAAGCCUCCGCCACUGUCACAGCCAGCCACUCCUCUCCUGACGCACCCCAUCCUUCCAAAGCGAACAAACUUGCCAUACCCUCCUUAUGUCAGCGUUGGCCCACUCUCUGCGGACGGAACACGAACUGCAAAGGGUGCGGGUCCGGAUAUAUCACUGCCCAACAGCCCAGUCCAAGAACGAGAGCUUGAGAAAGAGCGUCAGAGGCGAGAGGCGGCAAGACAGCUAGAACUCGCACGGCAGAAGGAAGAGAAGAGUCGAAGAGAGCAGGAGCUGCUGGAUGCCAGGGCAGAGGAACGAAAGGUGCAGAAACAAGCAGCCGAAAGAGCAAGAGAGGAAGUCAUUGUACGCAAACGAGAGGAGUGGAUGCUCAGGUUUCGCAGGGUUCAAGACAUUGCCAAGCACACUGAGGUGUUUCCGUUGGGUAACAAGGCCAGCAUCGAUCGUUACCUGCAACGGUAUCGAUUACUCGAAAGAGCAAAGCACCUAGAGUCCCAACUUACCGAGUGGUACAGUGACGGAGGUCUUAACGAGCAGACAAGAGGCAUUGGCAACUCGAUUUAUUUCGACACGAGGGAUGCACUCAGUGAUGAAAAUCUCGCGCCGAUCCUGAAAGAGCUGAACGACACUGAUCGUUACUGGGCCUACUUGCGCAAUCCAGAUAUUGUCAAAGAUGAGAAGCCUGGGACGUCCUUGCCGACGCGGAUCAGGCUCCGGUUGUACGGGAUCUUGUGGCUGCGCUACCACAUAAUUGACACUGCCUAUGUGAUUUCAAUGACAUUGCACGAUCUUCGACAAAUACGAAGGCUAAAGGCUCAAGUUCUGUGCUCUGCGGAAAUCUAUGGCCACCUCAAGCUCAUCUACCCACUUCAGCUACUAGUUAAUGCGAUAACUCUGAACGCGGAGCGCAUCAUGACCGACUACUUCCAUCUCAGACACAUGUCGGGACUCUACUACGCCCCUUCAUCGCAACGGUUGACGACGCUGUUUUACGAAAGCGCAUUUCUCUUCCACGGUGCGAAGGUGCGCUGGUUGAGCAGAAUAGCAAUCCGUGAUGUGCGGCAGAAACUUGAAGGACUUGCUAGGACCGCCGUUCAGAGAGACCUGUUUUCGAACCUUCGACCACUGAUUGCUCACAAUCGGGAUUUCGUGGGCCUGCAAAACUCUUACGCCAACCUGCUGACUCUCUUCAAGAUCCCCUCUCGUUCUCCACCGACUCGACUGAUGACAAAGAUUGAAGAAGCGCACGACCACCUCUCCGAUACUCAGCGAGACAUUCUGCUUUUGACUGAGUUCGUUAUGCUUUGGUCUGGAGUACGCAAGAUAUGCUUGGGUAGUCCGAGCGGAAACGGAGAUCGCCAUGUGCCAUCACCAAAUGUUGAUUCUUCUCUGGCAACUUCGUCUGUGCCUCGCUACAAUACCGAGCAGCUAGCACCUGCUGUUACGCACGUUGUGCCAUGGCAGACUCCUACGUCCCUCUAUCCUCUCGGUACGGCAAUUCCGAUCCACUAUGUCAUUACGUAUUCAGGGCUCCGGAUGGUGUUGCCACGGUUCAGUAGCUGCAAGGUCCUCGGCUUCGACACGAUCCACACAGCCAAAACCCAGGGGAAUCGCUUGGUCGAGUUUCUCAUUCUUGCAAGUGACCACGAGGUGGCAAUUAUCCAUAUAGCUUUGAUGAAUCAGUUGACCCUCAUUUCGAAGGAGCCUUUCGUUGAUAUCAUGCAAAAUGCUUCGAUCUUGAAGGUUGGUGUUGAUGUCGAGUCCCAGGGACAACUAUUGGCGGACGGUCCCUCGAUCGAAUUAGAAGGUGCUGUCGAGCUCUGUGAUUCUCUCAGCUGUGAUGUACCCCCUAGUGCAACAUCCUCGAAAGACCGGCCUGGGAGUAUUAUAUCAUCAAUGGCUGCCCAAGUCUUUGGUUCUCCCUUACCAGCAGUCGACCUUCCACGAGCGCUCCGAGACUUGCUUCUCGGAACAGAAUUUCGUGCUAUUAGGAGGGUUGGAUCAAUCGAGCCCCUCCAUCUUCUUACACAUCUUGCCUCGCGCGCCUACGCCGCAUUGCGACUAUACCGAGCGGCUGCCGAUGGGAAAUUCAAACCAACAUCCAGCUCGUUGGUCCAUUCGAACGUCGAUGAGCCUUCAUUUGGUCCUGUCCUGGUCUACAGGCAAUCGGGGUUAAACGAUGAUGGUUUGCCCAGACAACGAUGGCUGCCUCGCCAACGACUGCUUCAUCUGGCCAGCAUUGCAGAACACUGGGCUACGGCGAUCUUCUGGGCAAGAGUACACACAAAGGAUUUCAAAAAGCUUUCUAGGCGAGAACAGAAGGUCAAACGAGAAAAGGCCAUUAGAAAGUUGACCGCAUACUGCUUGUUCACGACUUUUAACGAGAGAUUGGAUACAAUUCAGCGGUAUAUGGGAAUGCGUUUGGUCGCUACUGAAAUUCUUGCUAUUUCUGACGAUGCCAAGCUUCCCCUGCGCCCGAGAGAUGUUGAACUACUCGACUUUUGGCGAAAGUGGAAGCACGAGGAGAAUGUUCCCCAGAGUGAAGUGCAGGAGAACGUCGAGCCUGGUGUGAAAGCUGCAGCGCACGCUCAUGGUCACAAAAUCAAUGCUGCCUCGCCGAUCUGGGAAUCCAGGUCGGAAGCGCUCCACCAUAUUCGACGGCCCCAGACCCGUACCGUUGUUUCGGACGGUACGCACACGGCUGUUGCAAAACAGAAAGCUGCUGAUACGGUGCAGCACCUGCCACGAUCAACCCACGGUGUGCAUAGGCCGCCACACGACCUCACUGUACGCCCUUCACAAAAGAAAUUCCGUGCCUCUUCGACAAUAUCAAAGAGGAUGUCCCCUGGCACGAGGAACGCAGAGCAAUCCUUGGCCCCUUCCAAGCCAGUCCAGAGUGUCAUUGUUCCACCAAAGCCACGUCUACGCUGUGCGAAUCUGUCUGCCCCCCUUAAGCCGCAGAUACCAAAUUUUGGACAAGGAAUGCCAAUGGGAGAGCGAUGGAAGCAACAGACACAGCGGGGGGCGGGAAAAGGAAACGACCGUUCUUGAAAUUGAAGAGCACUGCAGCCACAGGCGACUCGUCGGAAGGAGCAGGGAGGCCAGCAAAGGCAGGAGGACGAGGAGGAAGGAGAGACAGGGACGACAUCAGGAGUCCAGAAUUUCGACCUUGUGGUUAAAGACCAGGCUGGUUUCUUGAACGCAGUCGUGGACGCAGACAAGUGACGGCAAUGGAAGAGACCAGAAGGGGAGGGCAAAGAGUCAAACCAUCAUGUCCAGGGCCUUCGAACUAGCACUGGAGGCAAAGCGCAAGGAAACAGUCGGAGCUCGAGGCGAGAAGAGCGAGAAUCACUCGAGACCAAAGUCAAGGUCACAGGAAGGGUGAUGCUGGAGAUGAAGAAACUAAGAGGUGGCAACAGUGGAUGCAUUGCCGUCAGUCAUUCCUCGUCUCUCGAACUUUGGACCUCCUGUCCUCCUGCAUCGCACUUCCAGCCUGACCACAAUGCGGUGCCUUUCUCCUUCAAUCGAGAAUCAUGCCAGCGAAGACCAAGUUCCACAUCCCUUACCGGCGUGACUGAGUUCCCUUGUGGAGAAAGGGACGGUCGUCGUAGUUCGGUGGAGACAAUGCAAACCACCUGCGCGCCGGCAAUCCUCUUGCUUUUUUUCCCCUUUCCCGUCAGAUAUCUUACAAAGGUCCCCGUUUUCCAAUCCGGUUUGUGCACAUCCCUAGACGCUAGAUCCUAGAUCCUUGGUAGGUCGACCCGGUAGCAAGCCAGACCGUGGACCGCGAGUUGA
Molecule: messenger RNA, 4267 nt
Organism: Cladophialophora immunda
Lineage: Eukaryota; Fungi; Ascomycota; Eurotiomycetes; Chaetothyriales; Herpotrichiellaceae
Exons: 2
Coding region: 86-3523 (1145 amino acids)
Molecular function (GO): nucleic acid binding
Source: RefSeq, a predicted model, not a curated record